AUGAUGCGACGAUCAGCACAAAAGAUCAGUGCCUCAUUGGUGCGGCAUCUUCAUACCACGAAUCUACCAUCCCCACGACCACUGCGCUCCUUUCACCAGAGCACUUACUCGGCGCAGCCCAGAAAACGCGACUUCUUCACCUCGAAUCAUUUGCUUGCAAGUGUAAAUACGACUGGCGAAUUGACGACCUUCCCUGACCCCGUCGAAGAUGGCAAGCAGGACCAGCGGCCACCUAUUCCCCCGAUGAAGCGGAAGCCUGCCCGAUCGUCCGCUUCCAAGAAGAACCUUCGUGCCACUUCAAUGGUCAAGAAAUCGAAAAGGACGGAAGCGAAAAGCCCAGUCGCGGAGGUUGCCGAUGAUGCUAGCGACUAUACACACACAAUACGAGCCAUCAAUGUGGCCCAGUCAUUCGACAUGGAAAUGGUGGAAGAAUCCUUGAGGGGACACGGCUUCGCCAUUGAUCCGGACAAUGCAGGCUUGGACAGCAACGCGGUUAUCCAUGCAAGAUCAUACAACAAUGGCGAUAUAUUUGUCUUUAGCUCUGGCACUGUGGUGUCCUGGUCCGUUCCUGCGGAUGCGGUGACGCAAAUUGCGACUCGGCAGUUACUCAACGCGGCAAACCUUCCACACGUGGCGGACCUGGAGUUUGAAGAUCUGGAUUUCACCACGGACGAAUCGCGCGACAACAGCUUCAUCAGGGAAGAGGAGGUUGUACUUGGCACACGGGAUCAGUCUCUUGAGGGGCGCCUUGACGUUACCAUGGCCAAGGUUGCCUUUUCCAUGGGCUUGGCUCGAAGCACAAAGUUGGCAGUGCUGGAAAAUAAGCUCAAUGAAUUUCUUGAGACGGCCAGGCCUGUCGCUCGAACACUUGCAGGCGGUUCCGAACUACCACAGAACCACAAGACGGUUCUCAAAUAUCUGGGCGAGAUUCUCGGUCUCAGAUCUCAGCUGAACCAUUACUCGGAGCUGACCGACGACUUGCCAGACAUUUUUUGGGACAAGGAUUCCAAAAUCGAGAACUACUACAACAAUAUCAGCAGGAUUCUCGACGUCAAUCCCAGAAUCCGGCAGCUCAAUGCUAGAAUCGACUAUGCAUACGAGACUGUCAGUGUCAUGAGGGAAAUGUCUAGCGAAAAGAGAGGCCAUCGGCUAGAGUGGAUCAUUAUUGUCCUCAUUUCUGUAGAAGUCUUGUUUGAGCUGAGAAGGAUAUACCGUGAGGAGUUUCAGGGAAAUGGUAUUGAAAAAGGCGCUGAGCGAGCGUGA
Messenger RNA from Pestalotiopsis fici W106-1, 1263 nucleotides. RefSeq lists its product as uncharacterized. The record is from RefSeq and is a predicted model, not a curated record. Bases 1 to 1263 code for a protein of 420 amino acids. NCBI's taxonomy places the organism in Eukaryota, Fungi, Ascomycota, Sordariomycetes, Amphisphaeriales, Sporocadaceae. The transcript has a single exon. Gene Ontology annotation, biological process: positive regulation of mitochondrial translation.